AUGAGGAAAGUGAUGACACAGGUGAACAGGACCCUGAGGAACCAGGUCCAGAAAGAACAGAGAAAGACAGUAAAGAAAAAGGAACACACGAAGUUAAACCAACUCUUCCUGAGGGCGCCAACAAGGCUGCUUCUGCUUCUAGCAGCAGCAGUAGUUCCUCAUCAAGUGAUGCUGGAGGUGCUGAUCUUGGUGGAGGCGGUCGUAGUGUACUUUGGAAUGCUUGGUAAGACAAGAAAACGUUACAGAAGAGCUUAUCAAGUGCGUGGUCCAUCCUUAGAACAGCAGAUUGUUGACGAUGUGGUCCAGGAUGGUCCACGUGAAUAUACCUUAGUAAAGGAACGAAAACCUCGUUCUACGCCUAUAAAAAGGAGGAAAAAACGGGGCCCUCGUCUCCGUGCUGGUCGUCGUGGUGGUGUAUGUCGCCGCAUGAUUAUUGAUAUUCAUUUAGAAAUCUUAGACGAAUGCCAUAAAGGGGACAUGCAUUCCACGAAAGAAGACUUUUUUGAAAUUUUGGCUCAAGAAUUUAUGACAUCUGAAUUUAUAAAAGAAGAAAAGUUUCCAUGUUCAGGUUUCGGGUUUAGGGAGGUAAACUUUGUUCCUAAGGAAGAUGUCCCUGUGGAACAGUUUCCAAGUUCAGAUUCCGGGUUUAGGGAGAAAAACUUUGUUCCUAAGGAAGAUGUCCCUGUGGAACAGUUUCCAAGUUCAGAUUCCGGGUUUAGAGUUUAUGUUCUUAAGGAACGUGUUCCUAAGGAAGAAGUUCUUAAGGAACAGGUUUCAAGUUUAGAUUUCGGUUUUAGGGUUGAUAUUUCUAAGGAACAAGUUCGAUGUUCUGAUUCCGGGUUUAGGGAAGAAGACUCUGUUCCUAAGGACCAAGUUCCAAGUUUAGAUUCCGGGUUUAGGCAGAAGACUUUGUUCUUAAGGAAGAUGUUCCUAAUGAACAGGUUCACAGUUCAGAUUCCGGGUUUAGGGAAAAAGACUUUCUUCCUAAGGAAGAAGUUCUUAAGGAACAAGUUCCUAUGGUUGGUUCCAAGUUCAGAUUUGGGGUUUAGGGAGGAGGACUUUGCCCCUGAGGAUGAUGUUCCUGAGGAACAGGUUCGAAGUUCCGAUUCCGGAUAUAGGGUGUAG
This is a messenger RNA of Plasmodium coatneyi, 1125 nucleotides long. RefSeq names its product SICA antigen. Lineage: Eukaryota; Apicomplexa; Aconoidasida; Haemosporida; Plasmodiidae. Bases 1 to 1125 code for a protein of 374 amino acids. The transcript is spliced from 5 exons. The record is from RefSeq and is a predicted model, not a curated record.